Symbiodinium pilosum is the source of this 900-nucleotide messenger RNA. The record is from the annotation of a GenBank genome assembly. Lineage: Eukaryota; Dinophyceae; Suessiales; Symbiodiniaceae.
AUGGAGGGCAUCCUAGAAGAUGCUGCAAGCAAGCCGGUUCCAGAGCUGGUGGUAUUCAUCGUCUACGACCUGCCAAACCGCGACUGUCAUGCAAAGGCUUCAAAUGGUGAGCUAUGCUGCAGCUACAAGGCUGAUGGGCGCUGUGACUAUACGGAUGUUAGUGAUAGCCAAUGCCGAGCUGGCUUACGGCAGUACAAGGAGGAGUACAUUGACAAGAUCGCCGAAGUACUUCGCCAGUUCUCCGGCCGCGUUCCUGUGGUGCUGGUUAUCGAGCCAGAUUCGUUGCCGAAUCUGUCGACCAAUCAGGCGGACCCCAGGUGCGGAAACGAUGCAACAAAGAGCGCAUAUCAGCGUGGUGUGAGCUAUGCAGUCAAGGCUCUUGCAGCUGCCGACCCCUAUGCUGCCAUCUACCUGGACGCCGGCCACGGUGGCUGGCUGGGCUGGAAGGACAACAUGCAGGAUUUCGUCCGGACAAUUAGAGGUCUCGGGGUGUCUGAUCUUAUCCGCGGCUUCGCUAGCAACGUUGCAGGCUACCAGUACGUGGGCGAGGUGUGUCCCACGUAUGACUUCUGCUUGAACAACGCUCAUCCAGAACACCCGUGCUGCAAUGAUCCUUGCGGCUUGACCAGCGAGUGGAACCCCUCCCACAAUGAGCUGCAGUAUGCUUUGCAUUUGCGGAAGGCCAUGUCAGAAGGCAUCCGUGGCUUUCAGCCCCACAUGAUCAUUGACACUGGUCGCAAUGGUGUUGCAGGCAUGCGUUCGGACUGCGCUAACUGGUGCAACAUCAGAGGUGCUGGGGAUUGUGCCUCCGUGGACAGCAUCGGCUCUCGACCGGAUGAGCCUCGUCAGUGGUUCGACUACCAAAUCAAGGAGCUGGCCGCCAAUGCCAAGCUGCACUAG